This is a messenger RNA of Platichthys flesus (European flounder), 1593 nucleotides long. RefSeq names its product cytosolic beta-glucosidase (gene gba3). The transcript is spliced from 5 exons. The record is from RefSeq and is a predicted model, not a curated record. Bases 136 to 1545 code for a protein of 469 amino acids. Gene Ontology annotation, molecular function: hydrolase activity, hydrolyzing O-glycosyl compounds. Gene Ontology annotation, biological process: carbohydrate metabolic process. NCBI's taxonomy places the organism in Eukaryota, Metazoa, Chordata, Actinopteri, Pleuronectiformes, Pleuronectidae.
GCGGUCCCUGGUCGGAGCAUGUUUACGGAAGAAGUGCGUUUAAAAUCUAACGCAAUUGAAUGUUUCUGACGUAAGAGUCAAGUUAACGCGAUUAGACGUUUGAGCAACUUUGAUUUAAUGUUGUGAUUCUGGAAAAUGUUCCCACGUCGCUUUGCGUGGGGGGCGGCCACCGCUGCGUAUCAAAUCGAAGGUGGGUGGCAGGCCGACGGCAAGGGACCGAGUAUCUGGGACACGUUUUGUCACAAGGAAGGCGGAGUGUUCCAGGAGCAGCACGGAGACGUGGCGUGUAACAGCUACGAGCUGUGGGACAAAGACCUGGAGUGCAUCCAGCAGCUCGGACUGACACACUAUCGCCUGUCCCUCUCCUGGGCCCGCCUCCUGCCCGACGGGACCACCAGGCAUGUCAAUCAAAAAGGUGUACAGUACUACAACAAGGUGAUUGAUGACCUGCUGGCCUGUGACGUGUCUCCCAUGGUCACACUUUACCACUUUGACCUGCCUCAAGCUCUCCAAGACCAGGGGGGCUGGAAAUCAGCGGGUGUGGCGGCCAUCUUUGACAGCUACGCCAAGUUCUGUUUCCAGACAUUUGGGGACCGUGUCAAACUCUGGAUCACCAUCAACGAGCCGAGCGUGUGCGCCAAGCUGGGCCACGAAGACGGCGUCCAUGCUCCAGGGUUGAAAGAGCAGGGGACCGCUGCCUACCUGGUCGGCCAUAACAUGCUGCGCGCCCACGCCAUGGCCUGGCACAGCUACGACUCCCUCUAUAGGCCCGAGCAGAAGGGUGCAGUGUCCCUGGCCAUCAACAGCGAUUGGCUCGAGCCGCUCCGCCCUGGCUGCGAGGAGGAUGAGGCUGCUACUGGACGAGCUCUUGCGUUUACGCUAGGAUGGUUCGCCUGGCCUCUGUUUGUCACCGGAGAUUAUCCAGAAAUAAUGAGAUCUGCCAUCGACUCUCAGAGUGAGAAGCUGGGAUACAGUGGCAGCUCAAGGCUGCCCAGGUUCUCAGAGGACGAACCGGCCAUUUUAGGCACCGCAGACUUCUUUGCGUUGAACUACUACACGUCCCGUAAAGUCACGGCUGGAGGAGGUCGUGGACAGAUGUGUAUGAAGAGCGACCGAGAUGUAGAAGAGGUUUUGGAUCCAUCUUGGUUUAUCUGUGGGGUCUCCUGGCUGGCUGUGGUGCCCGGUGGCUUAAGGAAACUUCUUAAAUACAUUAAGGACACGUUCGGCAGCCCAGCGGUCUACAUCACGGAGAAUGGCUUCUCUCAGGUGGGGCCGGUGCAAAUCGAGGACGUCCGGCGCUGCGAGCUUUUUAAGGACACCAUCUUGGAAGUGGCUAAAGCUGUAGAGGAAGACGAGGUCGACGUGCGUGGAUACUUUGCAUGGUCGCUGCUGGACAACUUCGAAUGGGCCGACGGAUUCAGCGUCCGCUUUGGAUUGUUUCACGUGGACUUCUCCGACACAGGGCUGAGGCGAACCGCGUACCGGUCCGGACGGGAGUACGGCGAGAUCAUCAGGAAACACAAGAGAGCGACUGAUGUGCAAUGACUGAAGAUCUUACACAACCUUAAUAAACAAGCAGUGUUUGCAAAGUUA